Messenger RNA from Orbicella faveolata, 2795 nucleotides. RefSeq names its product melanocyte-stimulating hormone receptor-like. Gene Ontology annotation, biological process: G protein-coupled receptor signaling pathway. Lineage: Eukaryota; Metazoa; Cnidaria; Anthozoa; Scleractinia; Merulinidae. Gene Ontology annotation, molecular function: G protein-coupled receptor activity. Gene Ontology annotation, cellular component: membrane. The record is from RefSeq and is a predicted model, not a curated record.
GCUAUAUUUAUCACGCUCAAUUAUUAGACUUUGCCUGCUACUUCGAUGUUUGUUCGAGAUUAUUUUCCCGUGAUGAGUGGAAAGUUUGUGUUCGCCCAUUAAAGUAGAAGUAUAGUUGUCCUCACCAUCCAAGUUUUGUUCAAUUACUCACAUGUCUUUUACUGCAGUUGCAUACAAUUUUUUCUCUUACAGGUUGUACCCAUCUUAUGAAUAUACUAAGAAGGAUUUUGCUCACAAGGGACCCCUGAGUAGGCUUGUUACCACGACCCACCCCUCCAACCCGUUCAACAAAGUCGACAAAUGGAACUCGCGACCGAAGAAGCUGUGUAAACGAGCUAACCAUUCAAAAUUUGUGUAACAAGCUUCAUGCAUUUGUUUUGUACGGCUCACCCGGCCGAUUAGAAUAUAUUAGCUUUGGAGACAAUCUUCCUUAGGUACACAAAGAAUUUAACAUUUUAUUUUAACAUUUGAAAAUACGACAAGCAACUUUAUAUCUUCCGUUUAGUUUCUUCCUAUCAUAGCAGAUCUGCUAGAAAAGUCCCCGCGGAAACUAUCCCAGGGCAUUGCAUUCGUAAAUAUAUAGAAUAUCUUUUAUAUCUGUAUGGAAAACGCUCGAGAAAUAUGAGUAGCAAAGAUGUAUCAAUAAAGAGCAGACCGAAACUGACAUAAAACAAAUAACGUUUUAAUAGUAGCGUUAAUGCCGAAGCCACUAUUUCCAGCUAACAAAACCGUGCAAAUUAAAUGCAGGAAGUUCGCAGAAAUUGUUUUGGCACGGAAAGUAAAUGUUAUUGACCGAUUUGAAAUUUUCUAAGCAAAAUUUUCAUUUUAUUAAGAUUGCACCAAACGCGAGGAAACUGUCAUUUUCGUUUCAAAAUGUUUUGUGGACGUGCUUUGAUGACCGUCAAUAGAAUUGAAUCGUUUAUUCUUGAAAGCUGAACAAAUACUGUAAAGUAAAAAGAGUCUACAGUUCAUUGCUAGGGAUUUCAUCGUGUAAUCUUAAUGGGUAUUCACUUUAAAGAUACUUAAAGUUUCAAUACCAUAUUCCAUUGUUUCAAAACAUAAUAAGUCUACAAAACCACAAAGAGGUACUAAAUUUAGUUUUAACGGCGGUAUAUAUUGCGGCAUUAUCUGGUCCAAGUCAACGCAUCGUUUUACUCCAGUCAUAGCGCAGAAAUGGCACAAUGCAAUUCAAGCGAAUGGAAUGAGACUUUGGUGAAUUCUUCCAGCCAGACUCAAUCUUCCAUGAACUGUUUCUAUGUUGAUUACAGCCAGAGCGCGGUUGAGAAUUUCUACAGCACGUAUAUUUUGAGCAUCGUUUUGAACUCUGUUUGUGCGGUGCCAGCGAGCGUGUUAAACAUUUUGGUGAUGGUCGCCGUGUGGAGAACAUCUCAACUGCACACUCCGUCGAAUUUGCUGCUCUGCAAUUUAGCUCUGACCGACCUUGGCGUGGGAUUUUUCGUUCAACCUGUUUUUGUGGCUCACAAAAUCGCUGCUAUGUGUGGUAACAUAAAGCUUCACUGCAUAGCUUCACUCGGCAGCAAGACGCUCGCUUCAAUACUGGGCGCAGUUUCUCUAACCACGCUCACGGCUAUCAGUAUCGACAGGCUAUUGGCUCUUGUCCUCAGCGUACGUUACCGUACUGUGGUCACCAUUCGAGUGACUGCCAAGAUAGUGGUACUACUCUGGUUAUUAGGAAUUAUCUUAUCCAUCCCUCUCUUCAUUGACCCGGUUAGUUUUUUGUACUGCAUGAUCUUUUUGCUAGCACUUUGCUUAACUGUAACCACUUUAGCGUACGCUAAGCUAACCCGUUUGAUUCAUCAACACCAAACUAAAGUUGAGGUAGAACUCCACACUGGAGAAUUACAAAGUCAAGAACUGGCCGAAGCAUCAAACAUUGCCAAAUACAAGUCUUCCAUUCGCACUGUUGUCAUGCUGGUCUUUCUAAUGCUGCUGUUUUACUCGCCAUAUCUUGUGCUAAACAUUGUGUUGGUCGUGGUACAAUCAAAUGAUGAGCGUUUCAAAGCAGCAUUCAACAUCACUCACACCAUUCUGUUCAUGAAUUCGCUGGUAAACCCAGCGUUUUACUGCUGGAAGAUAAGACGCAUUCGUAACGCCAUUACAGAUAUGCUACCGAGCAGAUUCCAGGAAUGACGAGUGCUGUUAAAAACUAAAAAAAUCCCACAUCACUUUUCGAAAAAUAGUGGAAAACAGACAGUACCACAUGUAAGUACUGUGCAAUAGCCUUCAUUUGAAUGGCUACAAACUAGGGUUUUAUCCCAGAACAUAAGGAAAACAAAGUACUUUAACUGGGUUAAGGUAACUGCUUUCUUCAAGGAACACGGGCGAAAAAAACGAAAGCAAACAAUUCAGUAAACCAGCACUGUCUGAAUGUGUGGCAUAAGACGAUUUUAUUUUAUGAGAGCAAAAUUGGAAAUUUCAGUAGCAGCCUUCUUUGCCAGAACUGAGGAUCAACCGUACUGCAAAUUGCCAAAGAAGUUUGAAUUUAAAACUGAAGAAACAUUAAACAUUAAGUUUCAAGACACUGAACAGAUGUCAAAGUAUAUGACAAGUCUCGCUUAUUCGCCUGUUUGUUUUCAAUUAUUUCAGAGAUAACCAAUCUAUGGUCUUUAGAUAUGAAGUUGGUAGACUGAGCACAUCUGCUUGUAUUUGAAAGGAAAUCAUUAUUUGAUUGUGACUUGAUUGACCGUUUAAGAUCUUGCAUUAUAACAUAACUAAAGCAAAGCGCGCGCUCUGAUUGGUUAAUUUAGCGUCUACUAUUUGCCCAUGGGUGUAUG